Messenger RNA from Blumeria graminis f. sp. triticale, 696 nucleotides. NCBI's taxonomy places the organism in Eukaryota, Fungi, Ascomycota, Leotiomycetes, Helotiales, Erysiphaceae. The record is from the annotation of a GenBank genome assembly.
AUGCGAAAUUUUGUACACUCAUUCAAGACGGCAGCAGCGAUACGGCCCGUUUUCCCACUCCCGAACGGGCUUCAGCGAUGGCCUCACCAUCAUCCUUCUCUUGCCCUCAUCAACUAUUCUCUCCGGCGCACCAUCGUCUACGUCUCAGAUGCGAAAGCUGAAGUUCACAAGAGUCGCCUUCCGCGAAACAUGGAGAUCAAGUCAGAGCUCGUUUGGCUCAUCGACGAAAUGGGCGAAGUUGUGGGACCUCUUGAGCCGUCCAGGAUCCUCAAAAAUUUCGACUUUCAGAACAAAAGUUUUGUCACUAUAUCCGAGAAUUAUGGUGAGGACGGCCAGUAUCCCCUCUGUAAAAUCAUGGACCGAGCUGUCGUCCGUCGGAGUGAGCUUGCCUCGCUAAGAAACAAGCAGAAGAAAAAGCAAAUACAGACCAAGACUAUUGAAUUGACCUGGGUUGUCGAGCCCCACGACCUUGAAACCAAGCUACGUCGCAUGAAAGAGUUUCUGCUCAAGGGGUCGCGCGUUAAAAUUUUGGUGAAGCCGAAGAAGAAAGGCAAGGUUAUAGCUAUACCGGAUGCUGAGAAUAUUCUACAGCGAAUCAAAGAUAGCGUGAAUGAGGUCGGCGGAAAAGAGAUGAAACCGCUUGAGGGACAAGUACUAGGCUUAGUGGAAGUGACAUAUGAAGGCAAAAAGCCUUAG